GUGGACACACAUAACGUUUUCUUUUAGUAAGUUUGUCAUCUGGACAGAUAGGCCUAAAAAAGUGUUUCAGUCUCACCUGCUCAACAACCAAGGCCUAAAAAAGUGCUUCAGUCUCACCUGCUCAACAACAAUCUUUGUGUGGAUAUUUCACCAGCGUCUUUCUCAACACUCAUCUUGGUGGUGGACAAGUAAAGAUGAAUCUCCCUCUGUCAGUGCUUAUAUGUCUGUCAGUUGUUCAGAUGUGUGUGGGGGACCAGCCAGUGGAGGAAGUCAUUGUAUCAACAUCUGGCAAUAUAUUGCACACAAUCUGAAGGGUGUCUCUCAAGUGUUUCAAGUGCCAUCUGUUCUGUUGAAUUACCUCAAAGGAAAAGUGCCUCUAUUGGGUGGCUGGUUCGAUAGGAGUCCAGAGUCACAGGAGGUUCAGGCGGCGGCUCAGCACGCUGUGGACACGUUCAACAUACACUCAAAGGCCAAGAAGUUGUUCAAACUGGCGUCCAUUACAUCUGCACAGGCUCAGGUGACCAACAGCAUCAACUACAGGAUAAAUGCAGUACUGGGAAAAACAAAAUGUCUCAAGGGUGAAUAUCAUGACUUGAACAGCUGCAAUGUGGAGAAAAAGCAUCUCAAGUGUCACUUUGAGGUGAUGUUCAACCCCCGCAACAACAAACAUGAGCUGCAGAUGCAAAAGUGCAAGAGGCCUGUUCCCACCAUUCAAGCGUAAAUGUUUUGCAUUUUUCUUACAUUUUGGUAUAAUGACUGAAAGUGUUGCAUUCGUAAUUUGCAACCGACGAUGACACAACAGACCAAUAAAGUGUGUGCUUUAUAAUGA
Molecule: messenger RNA, 829 nt
Organism: Phyllopteryx taeniolatus (common seadragon)
Lineage: Eukaryota; Metazoa; Chordata; Actinopteri; Syngnathiformes; Syngnathidae
Exons: 4
Coding region: 221-721 (166 amino acids)
Molecular function (GO): cysteine-type endopeptidase inhibitor activity
Source: RefSeq, a predicted model, not a curated record